CUUAUUUUCGUAACCUAUCAGUAUCGUUUUGUCUGUCGAAAAAUAUACAUUGCUACUGCAUCGGAAAAAAAAUCGAAAAUAUGAAACUGAUUUUCAUAUUAUUGACACUCUACGUGUCACUGUCUUGGGCAGACCGAUCUGGUCUACCAAAUCUAGGAAUAGCCCGAAGCCUACAUUUGACCGAUUUGGGAACUUCUCAAAGCUUUCUACCAGAAUCCCUAGCGAACGCCAAAAAUGUUCACGUCAAAGUGACAACAAACAAACACUCUUCCCAGUCGGUACCUCAACCGUUCUCAAACAAACGGAAUAUACCUUUAAGUUCCGAUAACGGUAUCUCAUUGGAUUCCUUUAAUUUCUUCGAUAGAAGCUUGCACGAAGCUGAACCUCAUAUUGCUCCAUUUCCUAUUAUUCCAUUCAAUACAUCAGUUAAAAAGUCGCAACAUUCUUUUCAAAAUAAAUUUUCUAGUUCGAAUGGAGGAUCGAAUCAGAUAUUUCCUUCCAGUGCAGUACCUCAACCUUUUAAUAUUCACGGUAAUGUUAAUGUUCCUGAUGAUUCCAACCAACAAACAUUCGAUGGACAUAUAGGUUUCUCACAACAAGACACACAUUCUACCUAUCAACCUUUCGAUGGAUAUACCGAAACAAACACCCCAAUUUAUCCAGAUACUACUAUUUAUGAUCAAGGAGUGACUAGACCAGACCAUCAUAUUUUCACUCAGCCAGAUUAUCAACAACAUUCUGGCAAUAUACCUCCUUUUUUGCAUACUCCUCAAGCUCCAUUAGAAGAAAACAGAAAUCACCAAGGUUCAGUAGAUAAUUAUGUUCAAACUGAAGAUAGAGAAAGGUUAGAAGAAAUCUUGGAAAGAGAUUGGUCGGAUUUCACUACCAGAUUCAACAAAGUAUACAACACCGUGGAAGAGCAACGGUUCCGAAGAGAAGUAUUUGUAGAAAAUAGAGCUAAAAUCAUGAGACUCAACAUGGAAUACGCCGAAGGACGAAGAAAUUUCGUCCACAAGAUCAAUCCUUAUGCCGAUAUGCUUCUCCAUGAGUUUAACGAUCAACAUUGCGGUUUCAAUCGUAGUAGAAGUAUACCUAGAACACCGAUCAAGCAAGCUUCUGCUUUUCUACCUAGUGCUAACGUUGUUUUUCCUUCAAGUGUCGAUUGGAGGGAGGUUGGAGCUGUGGGGCCUGUCAAAGCGCAGGGAAAGUGCGCUGCUUGUUGGGCUUUUGCUGCGGCCGGAGCUUUGGAGGGUCAUCAGUUCAGAAAAACUGGCAACCUCGUGGAUAUUAGCGUCCAAAAUCUAAUCGACUGUACCGAACCGUAUGGGAAUAAUGGAUGUACAGGAGGACUUAUGGAUCCAGCUUUCGAAUACGUUAGAGACAACAAUGGCGUGGAUUCCGAACAAUCAUAUCCUUUCGAGGAAAGGACCGCUGAAUGCCGGUUUAGAAGAGAGGAUGUAGUGGCUACUUGUACCGGUUUUGUCGAUAUAGACGAAAACGAUGAAAAGGGUUUGGAGAUUGCUCUGGCCACCUUGGGUCCAGUAACAGCUGCCAUCGAUGCUGCCCGAGAAACAUUCCAGUUCUACUCCGAAGGGAUCUACGACGAUCCAGAAUGCGGUAACAAGCCCGAACAGAUGAAUCACGCAGUACUGAUCGUCGGGUAUGGUACCGAUCCAGAUGGCAAGAAGUAUUGGUUGGUGAAGAACUCUUACGGACCUCAAUGGGGAAUUGGAGGUUAUAUUAAAAUAGCUAAGGAUAAUAACAACCAAUGUGGUAUUGCUAUUCAAGCCAGUUAUCCUUUAGUUUAAUAAUUUUACACAAAAUUUUCUGUUAUCAACUAGUCCAAAAUAGAUCGUUAUACAAAUAGGCAGAGCAAUUUUAUUGUUAUGGAAAGAAGUUAAUAAUUCUUUGUUAUCUGUUAUCUAUUAGGAUAAAUAUUGUAUUUUACGUUUUUAAUUUUUAAUUGAAAGCCAUUACUCGAAUAUUAAUUACAAAUAACUAUUAGAAUAAGUUGAAAAGACCUCGAGAC
Psylliodes chrysocephalus is the source of this 2029-nucleotide messenger RNA. NCBI's taxonomy places the organism in Eukaryota, Metazoa, Arthropoda, Insecta, Coleoptera, Chrysomelidae. The record is from the annotation of a GenBank genome assembly.